This is a messenger RNA of Xiphophorus hellerii (green swordtail), 601 nucleotides long. Its product is annotated as galactose-specific lectin nattectin-like. The transcript has 6 exons. NCBI's taxonomy places the organism in Eukaryota, Metazoa, Chordata, Actinopteri, Cyprinodontiformes, Poeciliidae. Bases 35 to 544 code for a protein of 169 amino acids. The record is from RefSeq and is a predicted model, not a curated record.
UAAUUAUGAACUUUCCUAACGAUUCUUUCUACAGAUGGCUGCCGGUCUUGUCUUCACUCUGCUUCUUGGUCUGAGCUUUGGACUCUGGGAUGGAGCUGAUGCAUGUCAACUGGAAGUUGCCGACUGUGAUGAGUGCACUCCUGGUUGGGCUUGGUACGACGGUCGAUGUUUCCUGUAUGUGAAUGUCAAACAGUCCUGGGCUGAUGCAGAGAAAUUCUGCCUCUCAUUGGAAGGACAUCUGGCCUCAAUGACCAGUAGAAAUGAGUACAACUUCAUCAGAGACCUUAUCUACAAAGCAAGUGGAAAACACACACAAACUUGGGUUGGAGCUCAUGAUUCAGCACAGAAAGGGACGUGGUUUUGGAGUGAUGGUUCCAAGUUUGCGUUUGAUCAGUGGUCCUACGGUGAGCCAAACAAUUUUGGUGGAAACGAACACUGCAUGGACAUCAACUUAUUUGGACGAGACCAUGUGAAUGAUGAUGUCUGUUCCAAGGAGCUUCCCUUCAUCUGUGUCAGACCCCUGUACCCUUCUCAUGCCUUUUAAUCUGAAAUGCCCAUAUGGCUUUCCUACUGGUGAUGUCACUUCCACCUGGAUGUCAAG